AUGCCCGAGAGGCGGCUCUCCGCGGAGCCACCCGUUAUUACUGAAGAAGACUUUGAAGAUUGUUUGGCAACAGAUGACUUCCUUGUGGACUACUUUAAUGAAUUCCUAAGCCUUCCAACAUUUUCAGAAGCAAUUAGAUUUAAUAUGGAUUAUGGAGUUUUUGAAAUAAUUAACGAGGCCCCACAACUUUUAGAAAAACAACUGAAAAAAAUUCUUCUAAACCAGCAACCUCGAAAUCCCAUCUAUGAUGUUAUAAGGAAAGGAAAGAAUGAGGUUAAACCUCUUCAAAUGCAUGUCCACAGUGAAGAGGAAACCAUCAAUGUUAACUACAAUAUUAUGUGUCUCAAUCGUGAACAAGGUAUCAAAUGGAUCAAAAAAGAAAGACUUCCAGCUUUUCUGGAAAGUGAUUGCUAUUUUGAAUACAGGUUAGCCAAACUGGUCUCACAAGUAAGAUGGAGCAAGUCAGGUAUGAAUUUUACAAUAGGUGCGAAUUUUGCUCCCUGGCUCCUAAGAAAAACACCCAGUCCACAGCCUUCUCUCACUGAUGAAGAAGAUCUGAUAAUUAUGAAAAAGUUCUACCUUUCUCUUGGUGAGGCCUCCUACACUCAAACAAAAGAUUGGUUUUCACUAGCAAAGCAAAGUCAGCAAACAGUCUCCACCUUUGCCUUACCCUGCUCUAUGUCCCACAGCAAAGUCACACCAUCUGUUUCCGAAAGUUUUAUCUUUGAUGAUGGAGUUCACCCCAGGACAAAAAAAAGAGCAUCUAAUUUAAUUUCACUGGAAGAAGAAGAAGAAGGGUCUGUUUGUGUAAAAGACACUGCUUCUCAAGCUCUUCUGAGAAUAUACCUUGAAAAGCAACAGAGUGAGAUUGAGGAACACCUGGAAUUACAUUUCUCAACAUGUGAAGAAUUUUUAAACUCCUUUGUGGUCUUUGUUUUGAAUUCAGCCAUUCAGAAAAUUACUGGGUUAGUUUUGGAAAACCCAGACUUUAUAGACUUCAGUCAUGUAACACAAGUGUCAUUUGAUGAUUGUUUUGAGUCUGCCCUUUGUCAAAAGUUAGUAGGUAGAGGAGUUCCAACCACAGAUGAAAACCUAGAAGACAAACUAGGAAAAAUAAGUCUAAGUUCAACAAGUGAGAGCAUUGGACCUGAGAGCAGGGCUGACUGGUGUGUUUCUCACAGAACUUAUGACAUUGGUAAUAGAAAGGAAUUUGAAAGAUUUAAGAAAUUUAUAAAGGGCACAUUAGGAGAAAGGUAUUGGUGGCUCUGGAUGGAUAUCGAGAGGUUAAAAGUUCUUAAGGAGCCUGAAAGACAUCAAAGACAUCUUGAGAAGAUGAAAAAAUGCUAUCUUGUGAGCAGUGGAGAGUGCUACCUUUCUCCAGAAAUCUUAUCAAAACUGAAACUAUUAGAUGGAGCUCAGUGGACUGAUGACCAUUUAAAAAAUAUUCAAGUUGAGGUUGUAAAACCUUUACUUCUAUAUUGGGCACCAAGAUUCUGCGUCACUCAUUCAACCUCCACAAAACAUGCUAGUGCUGAACUGAAAUUUUGGCGACUCCGGCAGGAGAAACCAAGGAUGGAUAUUGACCCUUUCCCACAAAUGGCAACCCUCUUGCCACUAAGACCUAAGUCUUGCAUUCCACAGAUACCUGACGUCCAGAAAGAGGAAGUGAGUUUAACACAACCUCCAAAAUCUCCCAGAAAAUCAGACAGAGUAAAAACAGCAAUUCAUAAGUCUUGGAAGGGCGAGUCUUUGAAUCCUCCUGCUAAGGAUGAUGGGAUUGAGAAAGGGUCAAGGUACAUGUCAGAAAGAAGCAGAGUGAUUCAUUUAACAUCAUUCACUGACAUUUCUGAAUGUCUGAAGCCCCAGCUGGAGAGAAGAUAUAUUUAUACAGAAGAGCCUAAUGUUAAAACUAUAUCAGAUGUUGGUGCCUUGGGAGGAUAUGACAUGGAAAAUCUGUUGCAAUCUUUGUAUGUAGAAAAUAGAGCUGGAUUCUUCUUUACUAAAUUCUGUGAGGAUUCAGGGAACAAGUUGUGGAAGAACAGUGUGUACUUUUGGUUUGACCUCCAGGCUUAUCAUCAGCUGUUCUACCAAGAAACACUUCAGCCUUUUAAAGUAUGCAAGCAAGCACAAUAUCUUUUUGCCACCUACGUUGCGCCAUCAGCCACUUUUGAUAUUGGACUUGAACAGGAAAAGAAAAAAGAAAUUUAUAUGAAAAUACAACCACCAUUUGAAGACCUUUUUGACACAGCAGAGGAGUAUAUUCUUCUCAUCCUGCUGGAGCCCUGGUCAAAGAUGGUGAAGUCAGACCAAGUUACCUACAGAAAGGUGCAAUUGGAGGAAGAAACUCGGCAGUUAGACUCUACAUACUUCAGAAAGCUACAAGCUUUGCAUAAAGAGACAUUUUCCAAGAAAGCUGAGGGUACCACUGAUGAAAUUGGAACUAGUAUUUUAUCACUCGCUAAUGUCUCUAAACAAACAGAAUAUUGGAAUAAUGUUCCUGAAGAAUACAAGCAUUUUACUUUUAAUGAUCUGCUUAAAAACAAAUUGGAAUUUGAACAUUUUCGUCAAUUUCUUGAAUCUCAUUCUUCAAGCAUGGACCUUAUGUGCUGGAUAGACAUUGAACAGUUUCGAAGAAUAGUUUUCAAAGAUCGAAAUCAAAGAGAGGCAAAAUCAAUAUACAUUAAAAACAAAUACCUUAAUAAAAGGUAUUUCUUUGGACCCAAAAGUCCAGCUUCUAUAUAUCAGCAGAAUGAGAUAAUGCGUUUAAGUGGUGGCUGGGGGAAGAUUCUGCAUGAACAGCUGGAUGCACCUGUUCUAGUUGAAGUUCAGAAACAUGUCCUGAACAGGCUAGAAAAUGUGUGGCUGCCAUUGUUUCUUGCAAAUGAACAGUUUGCAGCACGUCAAAAGAUAAAGAUACAGAUGAAAGACAUAGCAGAUGAGCUUUUACAACAGAAGCAUGAAAGGAAAAUCGGGGUCUGGAAGCCUGUGGAGAGCAAGUGGAUAUCUUCAUCUUGUGAAAUUAUUGCUUUUCGUAAAGCAUUAUUGAAUCCAGUUACUUCAAGACAGUUUCAACGUUUUGUGGCUCUAAAAGGAGAUUUAUUAGAAAAUGGAGUACUUUUUUGGCAAGAAGUACAAAAAUAUAAGGAUUUGUGCCACUCCCAUUGUAGUGAGUCUGUCAUCCAACAGAAGAUCACGACAAUCAUCAACUGCUUCAUUAACUCCUGUAUUCCACCCGCCUUACAAAUUGACAUUCCAAUAGAGCAAGCCCAGAAGAUUAUUGAACACAGGAAAGAGUUAGGGCCAUAUAUAUUCAGAGAGGCACAGAUGACAAUUUUUGGGGUUCUGUUUAAAUAUUGGUCACAGUUUUGUGAGUUUAGCAAGAAUUUAACUGAUGAUAAAAUUAUGAGUGUUUUAGAGAGAAGACAGGAAUAUAAACAGAAAAAGAAAAUAUCACUCCUCGAUGAAGAGAAAUUUGGAAAGGUUGGAGCCAAACCAAGUACCAUAAUGUCUGCUACCAAAACUGUGUUACCCAGUGAAUCUAGCUUAGGUCUGCAAGCAUAUGGCCGACAGCCAACCUGGUGCUACUCAAAGUACAUAGAAGCAUUGGAACAGGAAAGAAUUCUUCUUAAAAUCCAAGAGGAUCUGGAAAGGAAGAUGUUCACAGGUACAACAUCUCUCACAAAUUUUUUGAAGUCUACUGGUUCACCUAUGACUUUGAAGAAGAAUGUGUCUCUCCAUUCCUUCCAGAAGUAACCAUAUGUUACUGUGAUCACAUCCACUUCUGAUCCCCAAGGAAUUCUUUCACUGACACAAGAAGCUCAAGUGGUUGAUUUUUA
This is a messenger RNA of Dipodomys ordii (Ord's kangaroo rat), 3836 nucleotides long. RefSeq names its product regulator of G-protein signaling 22 (gene Rgs22). NCBI's taxonomy places the organism in Eukaryota, Metazoa, Chordata, Mammalia, Rodentia, Heteromyidae. Gene Ontology annotation, molecular function: G-protein alpha-subunit binding. Gene Ontology annotation, biological process: regulation of signal transduction. Bases 1 to 3753 code for a protein of 1250 amino acids. The record is from RefSeq and is a predicted model, not a curated record. The transcript is spliced from 28 exons.